GAUGGCGCCUGGCUGCUGCUGCCUGUUCCUGCAGAUGUGCUGGAUGUGAUCUCCAGCCCCGGGCUCGGUCUCUCCAUUAGCUGUCAGACACCAGGCUGCAGUAGUGAACAUUGGUUUCACUUUCUGUACAUUGACAUUAAUGUAAGAAUUGCACAAUGCCACCGUUUCGUCAAGUUGGAGAGAAGCAGCUGCCCCAGGAGAUCAUCUUUAUGUCCUGGUCACCAAAAAGAGAUCUUAUUGCAUUAGUAAACAAAGCUGGAGAGGUCUUGCUUCAUCGGCUCGCAAAUAUUCAGAGAGUGUGGAGUUUGCCUCCAAGUGAAAAUACCGGAAAAGAAGUGACAUCACUCGCAUGGAGACCAGAUGGCAAAAUUUUGGCUUUUGGGCUUGCUGAUACCAAGCGGGUUGUAUUAUGUGAUGUGGAAAAGCCAGAGAGCCUACAUUGUUUUUCUGUGGAAACACCAGUAUCCUGCAUGCAUUGGAUGGAGGUGACAGAGGAGAACAGUAUUUUGACAUCUUUUUAUAAUGCUGAGGGUGAAGUGAACAUUCUGCUGCCAAAUCUGCCUCCACUGCCUAAAAAUUACAAUGCAACAGCAAAAAUCUUCAGUGAAGAGAAAUCAGAUGAAAUCCUGAAGCUCCUAGGUGACGUUAGGCUCAAUGCUUUAGUCCUUGGAGGAGACUCCGGGCAGAUUGAAAUCUAUGCAUAUGGAAUGUACAAGAUUGCAACCAUCACAGAGGUCUUUGGAGCCUGUCAAGGGUUAUGUUUAUCUAGUGAUCUAAAAUCCAUGUCUGUUAUUACCGAGCUGUCAACGAACGCCACCCCUGAGAUUACUUACUUUCAGUUAGAUACCAGUUUGUUGUCUGACUACUUACCUGAAGUUACCCGGAUGGCCAGGAAGUUUACCCACAUUUCUACCCUUCUUCAAUACUUGAAAUUAGCCCUCACGUGUAUGUGUGAAGCUUGGGAAGAAAUCCUUCUGCAAAUGGAUUCACGGCUGACAAAAUUUGUGCAAGAAAAAAAUACUACCACUUCAGUACAAGAUGAAUUCAUGCAGCUACUCUUGUGGGGUAAAGCAAGUCCUGAGCUCCAAGCUUUAUUGAUGACCCAGCUAACUGUUAAAGGAUUGAAGAAACUUGGACAAUCUGUUGAGUCAUCAUAUUCCACUAUACAGAGACUAGUUAUAUGUCACUUGCAAAGUGGAGCUGAAGCUUUGCUGUACCAUCUAAGUGAACUGAAAGGUAUGGCUUUAUGGAGACAGAAGUAUGAGCCCCUUGGACUUGAUGCCAAAGCAAUUGAAGGUGCCAUAACAGCUGUUGGAUCCUUCAUUUUGAAAGCAAAUGAGCUUCUCCAAGUUAUAGACAGUGGAAUGAAAAACUUUAAGGCUUUCUUCCGAUGGCUCUAUGUCGCUAUGUUACGUAUGUCAGAGGAUCACGUGCUUCCUGAACUAAACAAGAUGACUCAGAAAGACAUUACUUUUGUGGCCGAUUUUUUAACGGAGCACUUUAAUGAGGCACCCGACUUGUAUAAUCAGAAAGGCAAAUACUUCAAUGUAGAACGCGUUGGUCAGUAUUUGAAAGAUGAAGAUGACAGCCUGAUGUCACCACCCAGCACAGAAGGGAACCAGUGGUUUAACUUUCUCCAUAGCAGCACACACCUGAAAGACAGUCCUCUGCUGUUCCCCUACUAUCCUGAGAAAUCAUUGCACUUUGUUAAAAGGCAAAUGGAAGGCAUCAUCGACCAAUGUCUCUCAAAGCCAGCAGAUAUUAUUGGAAAGUCUGUGCGACAGAAGAAAUGCAUUUCAUUAUAUCAAGCCGCUAAAAGUGAGGAAUCAUGUCCAAGGCUGAUCUCACUACCAUAUCUCUGGAAUGACAAGACCCAGAAUCUACACUAUCUUAUAUUCCACAUGCUGGAGAGCUCCCCAUCUAAAUUCUUCAUUUUUAGACAGCCAACAGAUGUGACAAAAUCUACAAGUGAUGAUCUUUUGGCUAUCGAAUUUGGAAAUUUCCUAAGCUGCAGCACUGCGGAUAAUGAAGAGUCAAGCCGGUACAGUUGUCUAGAUGCACGAUUUUACGAUGAGGACCUGUUGACUGUGGUGCUGAGAGAUGACUUGGAACAGGAGGGGAAGGAUAGGAUAUUGGCCCAAUUGCCAUUGUCUAUGAUCUAUUCUGAUGAAGAAACCCAAGACCAGUUUACCAGAGAUGCUUGUAAACGGCUGGAAGAGCAAUGUUCAGACAUACCAACACGUACUGUAUACUUGGAGAAUCAGUGCAGGACACUUGAGAACAUGAAGGCACAAUACGUCUCUGUAAAUGGUAUCCGGAAGAUAGCAUGUGUGCUCAGUUCCAACUUGCGCCAUGUUCGCGUGUUUGAGAUGGAUGUGGAAGAUGACGGAGAAGGUGAGGAGGAGGAAGGGGAAUCUCAGUCGCAGGAUGUGACGGGAGAAGAAGAAGAGCUUAAUCAGUCUGCCGAUGAUGUGCAGCCAGAUUCAUUUGAAACUGUAGAUGUGACAGAGGAAAGUUUAGACAGCUGAAAUCUUUUUCUUCUACCAUGGUAUCAUACCAGAGAAUCCAUUAAUUAUUUAUAUAAACGUUUUAUGAAAGUGCUUGAAUUUUUGCCUUUAAUA
Pelobates fuscus (common spadefoot toad) is the source of this 2621-nucleotide messenger RNA. It is a transcript of the gene ANAPC4, whose product is annotated as anaphase promoting complex subunit 4. Bases 156 to 2528 code for a protein of 790 amino acids. The transcript has 29 exons. NCBI's taxonomy places the organism in Eukaryota, Metazoa, Chordata, Amphibia, Anura, Pelobatidae. The record is from RefSeq and is a predicted model, not a curated record. Gene Ontology annotation, molecular function: protein binding. Gene Ontology annotation, biological process: anaphase-promoting complex-dependent catabolic process; protein K11-linked ubiquitination; regulation of mitotic metaphase/anaphase transition. Gene Ontology annotation, cellular component: anaphase-promoting complex; nuclear periphery.